AUGGACAUGAGGUGUGUGCAGCCCAUCAAGCUAGCUAGGGUAACCAAAGUUCUGGGCAGGACCAGAUUGCAGGGACAGGUCAUGCAGGAGGUGCAAGUGGAAUUUAUGGAUGAUACCAGCUGUUCUAUCAUCUAAAAUGUCAAAGGCCCUCUUUGAGAGUAUGAUGUGCUCUCCCUAUUGGAGUCAAAAAGGGAAGCUCAGAGGUUGCUCUGA
Rattus rattus (black rat) is the source of this 213-nucleotide messenger RNA. RefSeq names its product 40S ribosomal protein S28-like. The record is from RefSeq and is a predicted model, not a curated record. Gene Ontology annotation, molecular function: structural constituent of ribosome. Gene Ontology annotation, cellular component: cytosolic small ribosomal subunit; ribosome. Lineage: Eukaryota; Metazoa; Chordata; Mammalia; Rodentia; Muridae. The transcript has a single exon. Gene Ontology annotation, biological process: ribosomal small subunit assembly; translation; maturation of SSU-rRNA.